AAGAAGAAGAAGAAAGAAGAAGAAGAAGAAGAAAAGCAACAACAACAAAAAAGAAUGCUUGCUGCUCUUCGAGAGGACCCACAUCUGGCAGCUUUCAACUGCCUGUAACUCCAGCUCCAGGAAAUGAUGUCCUCUUCUGGCCUCUGAAGAUACUGUACUUAAGUACACAAACUCCCAGGUGGACACACACAUAUAAACAUAAUUAAAGGGCUGGAGAGAUGGCUCAGCGGUUAAGAGCACUGACUGCUUCCAGAGGUCCUGAGUUCAAAUCCCAGCAACUACAUGGUGGCUCAUAACCAUCUGUAAUGAGAUCUGAUGCCCUCCUCUGGUGUGUCUGAAGACAGCUACAGUGUACUCAUAUAAAAUAAAUAAAUCUUUAAAAACAUAGUUAAAACUAAAAGAAUAUCCAAGGCUAUAUAGAUAUAGACUCUGUCUCUAAUUAAAUAAAAAAGUAAAAUCUUUUAGAUAAAGCAAGAUAUAAUAAAGCCAUCUGGCUCCAUGACCCAACAGAUAAAGGUACUUGCCCCUAAGCCUGACAACCUGAGUUUGAGCCCUGGCACCAAAAUGGUGGGAGGAGAGAACCAUCUCUGCGGGUUGACCUCUGACUUUCAGGUAUACAUGCACACACAGCACUCAAAGAGAUAUAAAGAAUAACUAUAACCCAAGUGUGGUGACUUAGAUCUAUAAUCUCAGCACUCAGGAGGCAGAAGCAAGUAGGCCUCAGAACAACCCGGUUUACAAAGCGGCACUGUGUGGAGUUUGUGUGCACACACAUAUCUGGUGGUGAAAAUUAAGUCAGCCAACAUUGGCAAAAAACAGAGUGUGACACUAAAUCACCUGUCUUCUCCAGCCCUUCCAGUCUCCUUCAGAGACAUUACUGUCUGACACUAAAGCGUUGGUGUUCCAUCUUGUGUCCUUCUUUCUCAAGUCUCAUCUACUCUAGCAUGUUCUCUCUCUUCUUCCCUCCACCUCUGUUCUAUUGUCAUAUAUACACACAUCCUACUGCCUGUUCCAAGUCCUGGGAUUAAAGGUAUCUGCCACCAUGCCUGGCUUUGUUUUUAUUCUUUAAGUUUUGUAGGCUGUCCUUGAACUCCCUCUAUAUCCCAGCAAACCUUGCGGUUUUAAUCCUCCCACCUCAGCCAAGUAACUGAGAUUACAGGCCUGUGCUACCAGCUCAGAGAGACAGAGACAGAGAUGGGAAGGGGGAGAGAGAUUUGUGUAUAUGUGUGUGCAUGUGUGCAGGCACAGGCAUCCUAGUGUCAGAAGAAAGUGCUGGCUCCUCUGGAGCUACAGUUACACACACAGUUUGUUUGGUUUUUGUUUUUUGUUUUUUUUUCAGAGCUGGGGAUUGAACCCAGGGCCUUGCGCAUGCUAGGCAAGCGCCCUACCACUGAGCUAAAUCCCCAACCCCACAGUUUGGUUUUUGUUUUGAUUUGUUGCUUUGUUUUUGUCCGCUUGGGAUUCCAACUCAGGUUCUGUCUCUCUAACUGCGGUUGUCGACACACACACACACACACCCCUGCCCCCCCAACCCUGAGACAAGGUCUCACUCUAGUUCUGGAACGGACUGGGAUUGACUAUAUAGCCCAAGAUGGCCUCCAACUUGCAGCAGUUUCCUGCCUCUUAAUUCUAAAUACUGAAAUUACAGGAAUGAGCCACUGGGUUCUGGGUUGUCUCUGUCUUCAAAAGAAAUAGUGACCCAAAGCUUUGACUGAAGGCGCUCCCCUUGCUCCCACUCUGGAGGAGAGGGUCUCCAGAGACAUUCCAAACAAAAGAAGCCAUUUGAUCUUCAAUUACCCACAUCCCCACUUAUCUGAUCUGGGGUCUGGUGAAGGAGGACAGCAGGAACUAAGCACAACAUCCCACACCUUUCCAGCACAGCCCUGCAGACUUCCACAAGGCGGCGGAAGCCACCCUGUCUCACAGCUAUUGCCUCCUCUCACACGUGCUCCCCAGGAGAAAGGCCCCGCCCACUAUGAGCUGGUACGGUCACCUGUGAUCUAAGUUAGGUCAUCCUGAGAAAGGCAGCCAGAACAGAACGGGGUCAGAAGCGUGAACGGGGAACUAGUCCUCUUUAACCAGCUCUUUGAAGCCAGCUACUCACAGGUGUGGACAUGAUAACCCAUGACUGGUUUCUAACUCUGGGGAAAAUGAGUCUGCAUGCCUCACUCUACGGCAACACAAGCCACAGACCCUUUGUUCAUGUGGACUUGCCCUCUUACACACCCUGUGGCCUUUCUUUAUAUUUUAUAGUACUCCAGUUUAGGACGUUUUGGAAGCGUGAUGUAAAUAUUAGUCACCUGAGGAGGUCCUCUUGCCAGGGACAAAUUUCUUCUAUGCCUGCUGACCUCUGGUGGUGAGAUUUUGAACUGUAGGUUCCCUUCCCAGUUGUUGGCCGGUUGGCAAACAUGCUAUCUGGUACACACUUCUCAGCAAUCCCAAUUCAAAUGUUGAAAUUCUGUAGACAGUGAAAGUGUUUUUGUUUGUUUGUUUUUGUUUUUUUGUUUGUUUUUGUUUUUGAGACAUAGUAUAUGUAGCCCUGGCUGUCCUAGAAUUUGCCAUUAACCAGGCUGGCCUUGAACUCAGAUCCAUCUGCCUCUCUAAGUGCUGGGGUUAAAGGCCUGCACCAUGCCCACUAUGGAAACAUUUUUUAAAAUAUUUAUUUAUUUAUUUAUUUAUUACGUAUACAUCAUACAGCUUUCUGCCUGCUUGUACGCCUGCAGACCAGAAGAUGACACCAGAUCUCUUUACAGAUAGUUGUGAGCCACCAGGUGGUUGCUGGGAAUUGAACUUAGGACCUAUGGAAGAGCGGUCAGUGCUCUUAACCAUUAAGCCAUCUCUCCAGAGAGAGAAACAUUUCUUUAGCCUCUGAAGUUUGCAUUUGUUUUAAGGCAACAUUGUAUAAUACAGAGAACAGAGUGUGGGAUUUGGAGUCAUACAUACCCAGGAUAAAAUCUCACUCUGCUUUUUUUUUUUAAUAUUUAUUUAUUUAUUUAGUGUAUAUGAGUACACUGUAGCUGUCUUAGACACACAUCAGAUCUCAUUACAGAUGGUUGUGAGCCACCAUGUGGUUGCUGGGAAUUGAACUCAGGACCUCUGGAAGAGCAGUCAGUGCUCUUAACUGUUGAGCCAUCUCUCCAGCCCAGGAGCAUGUGUUCUUAUUUUAUUUCAUUUGCUUGGGUGUUUGACAUCACAUGCACGCCUGUGCCCAUAAAGGCCAGAAGAGGACAUCAAAUCUUUUGGAACCAUAGUUACAAACAGUUGUGAGCUGCCAUGUGGGUAAACCAAACAUGAUUCUUCCACGAGGGCUCCAAGUGCUUUUGAUCACUGUGGCAUCUCACCAGGUCUUCUCUGAAAAAUUUCACAUCCUUUCUGAUUUUUGAGUUUGAAAAAUGAGAUCAACUUUGUGAAGUCUUCUCUGUUCAGGAUGCUACAAAUGAGUUCUCAAUCCAUGGGAACCAUCUUGGGCAGAGCUGAGCGCCCAAAAUAUCUUUCUGAAAAAGACGGAAGGUCCAGCACCUUCUUCCAAGGUCAGUAAGGGAUAGAGAUUUCAGAAUUAAUUAUCACAGGGUUCUCAGCAGGACAGCCAAGGUCCCUUCCUCCCUGCUCUGCAGAGAAGAGAGGAGGUAGUUGAAGAGAGAGAUUGGUUCUCUGCUCCUCCCUUUUUCUCCCUGUUUUCCUCACACCCACCUCUCCCCCACAGCAGCCUUCUCCCCCACAGAGACUGGGAUAGGGCAGAGGGGGGCGGAGUUGGGGAUUGAGGGCUUGGAAGCCCCACAGUGCCCUGUAUUUGUAGGAAGCGUUGACGAGGGUAGCUGUGCUGGUGUGUGCUGUCCUGCUGACAUCCUUUAGUAGGAUGCUGGGGACACUGGGGCUUUGGACACUGCUUCCUGCAGCUGCACAAGUAUCCCCAAACAGGAGGACCUGUGUGUUCUUUGAGGCUCCUGGAGUUCGGGGAAGCACAAAAACACUGGGGGAAGUGGUAGAUGCAGGACCAGGCCCCCCGAAGGGUAUCCGCUGCCUCUACAGCCAUUGCUGCUUUGGGAUCUGGAAUCUGACCCAUGGCCGGGCACAAGUGGAGAUGCAAGGAUGCCUAGACAGUGAUGAACCCGGCUGUGAGUCCCUCCACUGUGACCCCGUCCCCCGAGCGCACCCCAGCCCCAGCUCCACACUCUUCACAUGCUCCUGCGGUACCGACUUCUGCAAUGCCAACUACAGCCAUCUGCCUCCUUCAGGAAACCGAGGGGCUCCCGGCCCCCAGGAGCCUCAGGCUACCCCAGGUGGGCCCAUCUGGAUGGCGCAGCUGCUGCUGGGAGUGUUCCUUGUGCUGCUGCUGAGUAUCAUCAUCUUGGCCCUGUUACAACGAAAAGCCUGUAGAGUGCAAGGUGGGUCAGACCCGGAGCCGGAGCCAGGCUCAGGAGGAGACUGCAGUGAGGAACUGCCCGAGUUGGCUGAGCUGCGCUUCUCCCAGGUAAUCCAGGAAGGAGGUCAUGCAGUCGUCUGGGCUGGGAGGCUCCAGGGUGAGAUGGUAGCCAUCAAGGCCUUCCCCCCAAGGGCUGUGGCCCAGUUCCGAGCUGAGCGAGCUGUGUACCAGCUGCUAGGCCUACAGCAUAACCACAUUGUUCGCUUUAUCACUGCUGGCCAGGGAGGCCCUGGCCCCUUGCCCUCUGGGCCUUUGCUGGUACUGGAACUGUACCCUAAGGGCUCCUUAUGCCACUACUUGACUCAGUACACGAGCGACUGGGGCAGUUCCUUGAGGAUGGCUCUGUCCCUGGCCGAGGGCCUGGCGUUUCUCCACGGGGAGCGUUGGCAGGAUGGCCAGUACAAACCAGGUAUCGCUCACCGAGACCUGAGCAGCCAGAAUGUGCUCAUUCGGGAAGAUAGGUCAUGUGCCAUCGGAGACCUGGGCCUUGCCUUGGUACUCCCUGGCCUUGCUCAGCCCCCUGCCUUGGCCCCUACUCAACCCCGAGGCCCAGCUGCCAUUUUGGAGGCUGGCACCCAGAGGUACAUGGCUCCGGAGCUCUUGGACAAGACUCUAGACCUGCAGGACUGGGGCACAGCUCUCCAGAGAGCGGAUGUUUACUCUCUGGCUCUACUACUGUGGGAGAUCCUGAGCCGCUGUUCCGAUUUGAGGCCUGACCACAGACCACCACCUUUUCAAUUGGCUUAUGAGGCAGAACUGGGCAGCAAUCCCAGUGCCUGUGAGCUCUGGGCCCUGGCGGUCGCGGAGAGGAAGCGCCCCAACAUCCCUUCCUCUUGGAGCUGCUCUGCCACAGACCCUAGGGGGCUGAGGGAGCUCCUGGAAGAUUGCUGGGACGCAGACCCAGAAGCAAGGCUGACAGCUGAGUGUGUGCAGCAGCGCCUGGCAGCCCUGGCUUAUCCUCAGGUGGCUUCCUCCUUCCCAGAGAGCUGUCCACAGGGCUGCCCAGAGAACUGCCCUGCAGCGCCUGCCUCUGCGGCUUUCCCCUGCAGGCCUCAGCAGAGUUCUUGUCUCCUCAGUGUUCAGCAAGGCUCUGGCUCUAAGUCCUGAGCCUUACGUGUGCUUGUGAGCUCCUGUGUGCCACAUACGUGCCGGAGGUGGUGGAAGCCAGAAGAGGACCAAGCCCCCGGAACUGGAGUCACAGACGGUUGUAAGCCACCAUGUGGGUGCUGGAAACAGAUCCUUUGCAAGAGCAGUGAUUGCUCUUAGAGGCUCCUAAGCCAUCUCUUUAGCCCUUUAUUCUUUUUUUUUUUUCGGAGCUGGGGACCGAACCCAGGGCCUUGCACUUCCUAGGCAAGCGCUCUACCACUGAGCUAAAUCCCCAACCCCAGCCCUUUAUUCUUGAGGCAGGGUCUUGCCCUAUAGCCUUGGCUGACCUACAUCUACUACUCAGUAUGUAGCCCAGGCUAGUCUCAGACUUGCAACAAUCCUCAUGCCUUGGCAUAUGGGGUACAUGCUUGGGACACCAGCAUUUACUCAUGUAUGUAUGUAUUUACUUAUUUGACAAGGUCUCACUAUGUAGCCCUGGCUGGCCUGGAACUCACAAAAAUCUACCUGCCUCUCUCUCUCAAGUGCUAAGAUUAAAGGUGUGUGCCCACUGUGGCAGCUACUAACAUUUAUUUUGGAAGAUUUUAUUUGUAUAAUUUUAACUCUGUGUGUGUGUGUGUGUGUGUGUAGGUUGAUGUCUAUAUACAGGUGAGGGCUGGCACAAGUUAGCUCAAGGCCAUGAUUGGACAGUAAAAAAAUAAGGCGGGGACAAAGCUUUUGUAAGGCAAGAGAGAAGGAGAAGGAAGGAGAAUCAAGAUGGAGAUGGAGGGGUUGGGGAUUUAGCUCAGUGGUAGAGCCCUUGCCUAGCAAGCGCAAGGCCCUGGGUUCGGUCCCCAGCUCCGAAAAAAAAAAAAAAUGGAAUUUCAUCUUACCCUAAUGUAUUAGCUUCUAUCUAUAAAUAUAUAACAUUAUAGAUACAGGUGAGGAGGAUUUAUUAGAGUGACUUAGAGGCUGCAGUCCAGCUAAUCUAACAAUGGCUGCCUGUAAGCAGAAAGCCCAACAAUCCAGCUCGGUCCAUGUGGUUGAGUUUCUCAGCUCAUCAGUGUAUGCUGGAGUCCCAAAGCAUUAGGCUCUAACGCCAGUAAAGGAAUGUCCAGAGAAUCAGGCAAGGAGCAAAAGUGUCCUUCCACGUCCUUAUCUAGAAGGUAUGGCCCAGAUUAAAGGUGUGUCUUUCCACUUCAAAAUCUAGAUUAGUGCAUCUGCCUACUUCAGAUUAAACAAAAAACCUUCAAGGAAAAAAAAAAAAAAAGGAAAAGAAGGACUAGAGAGAUGGCUCAGUGGUUAAGGGCACUGGCUGCUCUUCCAGAGGUCCUGAGUUGAAUUCCCAGCAACCACAUGGUGGCUCGCAACCAUCUGUAAUGGGAUCUGAUGCCCUCUUCUGGUGUGUCUGAAGACAGUGACAAUGUACAGUGACAAUGUACUCAUAUGUGAAUAUAAAUCUUAAAAAAGAAGUAAAAGAAAAAAAGAAAAAAGAAAAACCCUCACAGGUGUGUCCCCAUGUUUGGAUUUUAGUUAAUUCUAGACAUAGUUGACAACCAAGAAUGGUCGUCACACAUAAUAAAAAUUGUUUUAAAUGUUUAUAAAAGUUUGAGGUCAUCUUGGCAACACAGUAAACUUGAGGCCAUCCUAGGCUAAGUGUGAAAUACCGUCUCAAAAAUAAAGUGUAGAGAGGGGGUAAGGUGAGAGAGGAACAGAGACAACUAUGUAUGGCUUGUUGCAAUGUGCUUGAUUUAUUCAUCUUUUUUUCUCUUCACAGACAGGGUCUCAUAAUCCAGGGUGGCUUCAAACUCCCUGUGUAGUCAAGGAUGACUUUGAACUCGUGAUCCUACCUACAAAGUGCUGGGAUUACAGGCUUGGCUCCUAUAUGUAGCUUUUUUCCCUUUCUUUUCUUUUUCAUGAUAGAUAGGUAAAUCCCUUUAUUUUCACGAUUCCUUCCCUAAAAUAAACACUACCUUGUUAGGAAACAAGUUCUUACUGUGUAGUCCAGAUUUCUGUGUAUUCUGGUAGUCCAGGUUGGCCCCAACUUGAAAUCCUCCUGUCUCUCAGGUGUGUGAGCAUUAGAGGACAGUUUUCAGGGAACUGUUCUCUCCUAUCUUGUGGGUCCUGGGAUUUCACUGAGGUUGUCUGUGGCAGUCUGCUGGGCUGCCACCAUCCUCUUCCUUUUGUGGUUUGUGGGGGUGUUUUGUUUUGUUUUGUUUUUGAGACAGGGUUUCUCUGUGUAGAUCUGGCUAUCCUGGAACUUGCUCUGUAGACCAGGCUGACCUCAAACUCACAGAGCUCUGCCUGUACCACUACCACCUAGCUACCUGCUGGGCCAUCUUGCUUUCAGGAGAAACUUUACACUCUAGUUCUGCUCAGCUGGCUUGUGUUUUCCAUGACAGUCCUUCUGCCCCCUAUCCACAGGAGGGAACUAAAAGAUUGCAGAAGUUCAGAAUGUGUGUGAGGUGGCACAGCUUUUAAGUAACAGAUGAAAGGGUUUUUACCAUUAGAUGUUGAUGGGGGCUAGAGUGAUGGCUUAGCAGUUAAGAGCAACCAUUGCAUUUCCAGAAGACCUAGAUUUACUUUCCAGUACCCACAAGACAGCUCGUAACUAUUUAUAAUUCCAGUCUCAGGGGAAUCUGGUGCCCUCUUCUGACUCCUGAGGGUGCUGCAUGCGCAUGGUGCACAGGACAUACACGUAGCCAAAACCCCCAUAACACAUAAGAUAAAAUAUUUUAAAAGAUAUUUAUGGGUUGGGCAUAUAGCUACAUUGCAGACUCUUGGCUUCGCAUGUUUUGAACUCCACCUGUUAGAACUAGAUGUGCUGAAGCACGAGUUUGUAAUCUUUACCUUAAAAAAAAAAAAAACUCUUUUGAGAGUUGUGGCUUGCUCUUGUUAUUCUUGCACGGGAGAGAGGCAGAUAAGGGAUGACUGCCUUCCCUCCAAGGUCAACCUGAGUCAUACAGGAAGACUCUGUCUCAAAACAACAAAACCAAAAGUGAAGUUAUUCACCCGGAACAAUGGCAUGAGACUAUAACCACGGCAUCUGUUGGACACAUUGAGACCCCCUCUCUUACCUAUCUUUCUACAAAAGAGAACCACGGGGCUGGAGAGAUGGCUCAGUGGUUAAGAGCACUGACUGCUCUUCCAGAGGUCCUGAGUUCAGAUCCCAGCAACCACAUGGUGGCUCACAACCAUCUGUAAUGAGAACUGAUGCCCUCUUCUGGUGUGUCUGAAAACAGCUACAGUGUACUCAUAUAUAAUAAAUAAAUAAAUCUUUAAAAAAAAAAAAAGAGAACCACGGGCUGUGGUUAUAGAAGCUGGCAGCAUUGAGACCUGGGGCUAGGACUUAGCAGCACUUCCUCCUUU
Molecule: messenger RNA, 8875 nt
Organism: Rattus norvegicus (Norway rat)
Lineage: Eukaryota; Metazoa; Chordata; Mammalia; Rodentia; Muridae
Gene: Amhr2
Product: anti-Mullerian hormone receptor type 2
Biological process (GO): anti-Mullerian hormone receptor signaling pathway; sex differentiation; cell surface receptor protein serine/threonine kinase signaling pathway
Cellular component (GO): serine/threonine protein kinase complex; plasma membrane; membrane
Molecular function (GO): signaling receptor activity; transforming growth factor beta receptor activity, type II; transmembrane receptor protein serine/threonine kinase activity
Source: RefSeq, a predicted model, not a curated record